UUGGCCAUUGCCUUCACUUUCUCUCUCUCUCUCGCUCUUCAAACUGUUGAAAGAGAAGAGAAGUUCAGGUAGCGCCUUCAAGUACCUACCACUUCUUGGUCUUCCCAAUAUAUACACAGCUGAUUUUGCAUUUCAGCUGCAGAGCAAUUCAAGCCUCCAUUUUCACCUGAAAAAGGAUUCGAAAACUCGAGAAUUGAAGACAAACAGAGAGGAAUUCGCCAUGAAAUUGCACAAACAGGCGAGCGUGAAUUACAGAAGAGAUGAAGAGACGGCCCAGCAUACCCCGCCUUACUCCCCCAAAACCCUGAAACACCCCAGAUCUCUACCCAGAUCCAUCAACUAUCUCCUCAGAGAGCAGAGGCUUCUGUUCAUCCUCGUCGGUAUUCUCAUUGGCUCCACUUUCUUCAUCAUCCAGCCCAGCCUUUCACAUCUCAGCUCUUCUUCCCCGAUUCCUAGAUCCCACUCUUUCCACCUCUCCAACAAGGAGGCGCUCCCCGUGUAUACCCCUGCCAGGAGUAGCGGCGGAUAUGGCGCCGCCGGGAUCGGGAGAGUGCCCGUCGGGAUUGCCAGGAAGCGGAUGCGGAUUGUCGUCACCGGCGGGGCCGGCUUCGUCGGCAGUCAUUUGGUCGAUAAGCUGAUGAAGAGAGGCGACGAUGUGAUCGUCAUUGAUAAUUUCUUCACCGGCAGAAAGGAGAACGUGAUGCACCAUUUCGGGAAUCCGAGGUUUGAGCUCAUUAGACAUGAUGUUGUGGAGCCUAUUUUGCUCGAGGUCGAUCAGAUUUACCACUUGGCUUGCCCUGCUUCCCCGGUUCAUUACAAGUAUAACCCUGUCAAAACAAUCAAGACAAAUGUUAUGGGCACUCUUAACAUGUUGGGACUUGCAAAGAGGAUUGGUGCAAGGUUCUUGCUUACUAGUACGAGUGAGGUUUAUGGAGAUCCACUUGAGCAUCCCCAGAAGGAGACUUAUUGGGGAAAUGUUAAUCCAAUAGGUGAGAGGAGUUGCUAUGAUGAGGGAAAACGUACUGCCGAGACUUUGACUAUGGAUUAUCACCGAGGUGCAGAAGUGGAGGUGCGCAUUGCUCGUAUUUUCAAUACAUAUGGACCUCGAAUGUCACUAGAUGAUGGACGUGUUGUCAGUAACUUUGUGGCUCAGGCUAUUCGCAAGCAACCUAUGACAGUGUAUGGUGAUGGACAGCAAACAAGAAGCUUCCAAUAUGUUUCUGACUUGGUUGAUGGACUGGUAGCAUUGAUGGAAGGUGAGCAUGUUGGGCCUUUCAACCUGGGAAAUCCUGGGGAGUUCACCAUGUUGGAGCUUGCUGAGGUCGUGAAAAAAGUGAUUGAUCCUAGUGCAACAAUCGAAUUUAAACCCAACACUGCUGACGACCCUCACAAGAGGAAGCCGGACAUCAGUAGAGCAAAGGAACUUCUAAACUGGGAGCCGAGAAUCCCCCUGCAGGAUGGGCUGCCCCUCAUGGUCAAUGAUUUCCGCAACCGCAUCUUGAAUGAAGAUGAAGGAAAAGGGAACAAGUAAAGAGUGAGAAGCAUAAACAGUAUGUAUAGAUCAUACUCUAGUUUGUUAUGUUGUUUAUUUCUUUGUCUAGUUCAUAUAUUCAUUCUUUCUUCUUCACACGUGGCCAACCCAACAGCUAUAGUAUUCUACACAAUAGGAAUAAAUUGUCUUAUUUUGAUUUUCUUUUUUUGGGUUGAAUUCAAAUUUUGUAUCUUUACCUUACUUCAAAAUUGGGCAUUGCCUUGCUGUGUAAAACUCCUUUGUGAUAUUUGUAAGAAGCUAUAGAUUUGUGUCUUAAAUGUC
Molecule: messenger RNA, 1813 nt
Organism: Ipomoea triloba (trilobed morning glory)
Lineage: Eukaryota; Viridiplantae; Streptophyta; Magnoliopsida; Solanales; Convolvulaceae
Product: UDP-glucuronic acid decarboxylase 1
Exons: 7
Coding region: 221-1531 (436 amino acids)
Biological process (GO): D-xylose metabolic process
Cellular component (GO): cytoplasm
Molecular function (GO): NAD+ binding; UDP-glucuronate decarboxylase activity
Source: RefSeq, a predicted model, not a curated record